AUGCUUUUCAGUUCUCUAAACCACUUUCGAAUAAAAGAACGAGGGCCUGCAGAAUACCUAACAAUAUUGAAUACUACAACUACUCUUCUUCCUGCUUCUUCUUCUCCUUCUUCUGCUUCUUCGACUACUACUACUACUGAAUCAUCUUUCCAAUUCGAUCGUUCUUCAUCAACUGGUUGGAUUCAAUUAGAUUCUAAAAUAGUACCAUUUAUAAAAAACCACUGCGAUCGUUUACUUCCAGUCGAAUAUCUUUUGAAAGAACAUAUAAUCACUUCAUCAGAAGACUUUUCUUUACGUUCAUUAUAUAUUCCAGUAAAUAAUGAUGAUAUUCAUACAUUUAAUAGUUUAAUUCAACAAUCAUCAUCAUCGAAUUUUACAUUAACAAACCAUUCAUGGCUAAUUACACUUGAUCACUUAAUAUUUCGUUUAAAACGAUUGUUUUUUAUUCGUUUCAUCUCAUCACCAACUAAUGUUGAUUAUAUUGAUUAUAAUCAAGUUGUGUCAUUUAAUGGUGGUCUAUUAACAUUGAAUAACAGUGAAAAACAACAUAUCCCAUUUAUUUAUAUAAAUAAACGAAAAUAUAUUCCACAAAUAAAUUCUAUGAAUUUUUCAUCAGUAUCUACUUUUUGUAUGGCAAAUAAAUAUGAAUUAGAAUAUUUACGUUUGAUAACAUUAUAUGAUUAUUUAUCAACCGAUGAACAAAAUGAUUAUAGCAUAAGUUUAUUCUCAACAAAUAAUUUAACAUUAAUACCAAUUGAUGGUUAUUAUGAAGAAAAAAUUCUAACAAUAAUAUCAUUAAACGAUUUUCAAUAUCAUGAAUGUCAAAGACGCUUAAAACAACAAAAAUCUCUUAUUUAUUUAGAAGAUAAUCAACCACUAUCAAGUGGAUGGUGGCAACCUCCGGUUUCAUCAUCAAAACAAAAAAGUCUAUCACAAUUCAAAUUGCAACGGCCUAUUUUUUUUUAA
Rotaria socialis is the source of this 966-nucleotide messenger RNA. Lineage: Eukaryota; Metazoa; Rotifera; Eurotatoria; Philodinida; Philodinidae. The record is from the annotation of a GenBank genome assembly.